AUGUCAUUCCCUGUGGAUAUGUUGAACAGCUACCGUCAUGAGGACUUGGAGAGCUCAGCAGAGGACUACUUGUCUGACCUUCGGUGUGGGAAUCCAAACCAUCCUCAAUUCUUGUCUCUGCCAGACCACGGCAAAAUUCCUAUUAGCUUGUCAACUGUGGGCUUCGUUCCUCUUUAUGGUGAAGAGCAGACACACAAAGUUCUUGCUUUGUUUGCACCAGGGGACUCGCUCACAGCUGUAGCCCUGUAUCUUGCUGACCAGUGGUGGUCAAUUGAUGACAUUGUGAGAACAUCUGUCCCUGCUAGACAGGGGCUUCAUCAGGUGAAGUCUGUUGGAGAGAGGGUUGUUCUCUAUGUUCUGAAUCGAAUUAUCUAUCGGACGCAAGAAAUGGGAAGAAAUGAGAUCCCAUUUCUCUGUCAUGGUAGCAACCACUAUGCUAAGAUCAUGUGGAAAAAAGGAGAGGCUAUUGGGUUCUAUUCUGUUAAACCUACAGGAAGUGUUUGUAGCUCUUAUGGUAGUCAGACUUAUCUGCUGCCAGUGCUAGACACAAUGUUUGUAAGAAAGAAACAUCGUGGGAAAGACUCUGGGCUAAUCAUGUUGGAAGACUUUGUGGAUUCCUUUACUGAAGACUGUCUUGGCCUACGAUACCCGCUGUCAGCCUUCAUGUACACAGCUUGUAAGCAGUAUCUUGAGAAGUACCCUGGGGAUUAUAACCUUUUGUGGGAAGUGGAGGGAGCAGGACAUUGGUACCAGAGAACAUGUAUUAUGUCUAUAUUGCAAAGGGAAAAGCUCAAAAUUGCCUCACAGAAAGAAAAUAAGAGUUUCCAAGCAGAGGAUCACUUUUGGCCGUCUGGAGCAGUAUCUGAAGCAAGUGGACAGAAGACUGAGCUAGAAACACAGCUAAAUGCUGACUCUCAAAAACGUAAAGAAUCAAUAGAUGUCCAUGCAAGCACAUCUGAAGACCCUAACAUAGCUCCCAUUUCCAUUCGGACACGAAGCAGUCAUUUAAAACGUCCCAGGAUAGGAAAGAAUAGCCAGGAAUCUGAACCUGAAACUUCCCAAAGAGAUGAGGAAAAUGCUCUUCAUGUGUCAGAAAACAGGCUGGAACUUCCUGCACGCACAGCUGAAAGUUCUGAAGACUUAGAAGUACUUGAGGAGAGUACUGUUGAAACAAAUGAGGAAAUGAUUGUUCAAACAAAUGAGGAAACGAUUGCUGAAAAUGAGGGCCAGUCUGUAUCAGAAGUGGAGCUACAUGUAUCACCCCCUGAGAAAUGGAGUGAGAAGGAGGAAACUCCAUCAGAACCUCUUAAUGGUGAGGUAACAGAAGAAGCUGGUAAGACUUCGCUUAUGGCUGAAGAGGAAACAACAAAUGAAGUUUCAAGUGGUGAAUCAAAACUGCAGUCUGAGAGUCAAGGAGAAGAAUCCUUAACGCUGUUUGUUCCAUUAAUCCUUGAGUCUCCGGCAAAACCUUCAGAAGACACUGUAUCAGAGAAGGUUCUAAAUGCAAAUGAUUCAGAAAUGCUGACUGAAGAAAGUACAUCAGUAGAAAAGGAAGGCACUGAAGAGCAGCAAGAAUCUGAAAAGACCACCACUGAAAAUGCAGCUGCUUCAGCAUCGAAGGAAGAGCCCUCUGACAAUGGCCUGCCCAACUCUAUGGUAACCGAAGCAGCAGAAGAAUCGGUUUCUGAAAAUCUAUCGCCCAAAACAGCUUCCUCUCUGGAAGAGCAAAGUGAGGAAGCAGGGCACAAUUCACAGGAGGCCCCUGUUGCCUUGAGUCAGAGCUCUUUGAUAGUGGUUGAACUCGAGGGUGUUUCUUUUCAGCAGCCUUCUGGACAGGAAGUACAGAAGAACCAGUUGGAAGAGCACUCAGAAGAGUCUGCUGAGCAGAUGGAUCAGUACACGCAGACAGCAGCGGAGCGGGCUGCUGACAGCAGCUCUGAGGAAGCAGAAAUUGAGGUACCCAUUGUAGAUCGGAGAAACUUGCGAAGAAAGGCCAAAGGCUACAAAGGUCCACCCAAGAAAAAAGGAAAGCCAGCUUAA
Nipponia nippon (crested ibis) is the source of this 2040-nucleotide messenger RNA. The record is from RefSeq and is a predicted model, not a curated record. NCBI's taxonomy places the organism in Eukaryota, Metazoa, Chordata, Aves, Pelecaniformes, Threskiornithidae.